Molecule: messenger RNA, 1116 nt
Organism: Diaporthe citri
Lineage: Eukaryota; Fungi; Ascomycota; Sordariomycetes; Diaporthales; Diaporthaceae
Exons: 5
Coding region: 1-1116 (371 amino acids)
Molecular function (GO): oxidoreductase activity, acting on paired donors, with incorporation or reduction of molecular oxygen; iron ion binding; monooxygenase activity
Source: RefSeq, a predicted model, not a curated record
AUGCCGCUCAACCCCAAGAAGCCCUUCGAGCUCACGACGCCAAGGCUGCUAGAGGAAUAUCUCGCCAAGGGCAAGCAUAUGCUGAUCCAGGGUCGGGAGACGUACGGACAGAAGCUCUACCGGCUGUACUCAGACUUUGGUGAUGUGGUCGUGUUGCCCGCAGAGUUCAUGCCAGAAAUUCGGAAUAAUCCGGCACUGUCAUUCCUUGAGGCAGCUAACCAUGUAAGCAUUCCUCAAAGUAGAAGCCAACCUAUGAGGCCUCGGAUUCACUUGUGUGCGAAACCAUCGAUACUCACCAGACUUGAUAUUCUACCUAGGACGCUCACGGUCAACAUCCCCGGAUUCGAGCCCUUCUGCCUCACGAAGGAGAGCGUCAAUUUGAUCAAUAGAAACCUGACCAAGGUGCUCGCAAAGCUCACGAUGCCCUUGUCACAAGAGGCCACUACAGGACUGCAGGAUCUCCUGACAGACUCUCCAGAAUGGCAUGAAGUCAAGGCACAAGCUGAGAUCGGCAGACUCGUGUCAUGGAUGUCGACGAGAAUCUUCAUGGGCGAGGAGAUGUGUCGCAACGACGAGUGGGUCGCCGCCGUGUCCGAGUACACCAGAAUCUCCUUCUUCACCGCCAACGAGCUCCGCACCUGGCCCGACUUCCUGCGGCCGAUCGAGGUGCGCGCCAAGCUGCCCGCGCCGCGCCGGAUCCUCAAGCCGCUGGUCGAGAAGCGCAGGGCGCUCCAGGCAGAGGCCCUCGCCAGGGGGGAGGAGCCGCCCGUGUUCGACGACGCCAUGGGCUGGUUUGAGAAGGAGUACGGCCAGAACUACGACCCUGUCAUCGCGCAGAUCACGCUGUCCACCGUGGCCAUCGACACAACCACCGACCUGCUCCAGGAGACAAUGCUGCAGAUUGCGCGCCACCCCGAGAUCUUCCAGCCCCUCCGCGAUGAGGUCGUGGAGGCCCUGGGCAAGCAGGGGCUCCAGAAGACGUCCCCGUACAACCUCAAGCUGAUGGACAGCGCCAUCAAGGAGGCGCAGCGGCUCAAACCCAUCCUAAUCGGCAUCCGGCGCUCCGCCCUGGCCGACGUCGAGCUGUCCAACGGCUUCGUGAUCCGCAAGGGCUAG